AGAUCGCACCCCAUAUAUAAUGUCUUCACGAAACCCGCAUUCUCCCUUUCAGCGUCAAUCGAGCACACAGCCCUGAAGAGAAUCCGUCCGUCGUCCCUCGAGAAUCUGUCUCUCCGCCACAAGCAAUGUCUGCCGGAGAGCUCGCUUGCACCUACGCCGUCUUGAUCCUCCACGAUGACGGCAUCCCAGUCACCGCGGAGAAGAUUGCUUCUUUGGUCAAGGCAGCGAACGUCAGUGUCGAGUCCUACUGGCCUGGCUUGUUCGCCAAGUUGGCCGAGAAGAGGAAUAUCGAAGAUCUGGUCAUGAACGUCGGAUCCGGCGGUGGGGCCGCUCCGAUGGCCGUCGCUGCGCCGUCUGGCGGCGCCGCUCCUGCCGCCGCCGCUCCGGCCGCCGAGGAGAAGAAGGAGGAACCAAAGGAAGAGAGUGACGAUGACAUGGGAUUCAGCUUGUUUGAUUAGGGGCUAUUAGAAAUUCUAUUUGAGUGUUCUAUUACUUCUAAAUUUUGUUUAGUUUUACAAAGUUUGUCAAGCGGUGUACUUUUGACAAUUAGUCUUGAACUUAAUGUUUGGUUCGUCCAAUCGGGAAUUGUUUUCUCUACUUUGUAUGACUGCUGGGUUUACUUAGUUAUGAGAAUGGAUGGAUUUCAUGUCAA
Molecule: messenger RNA, 652 nt
Organism: Rhodamnia argentea
Lineage: Eukaryota; Viridiplantae; Streptophyta; Magnoliopsida; Myrtales; Myrtaceae
Product: 60S acidic ribosomal protein P1-like
Exons: 4
Coding region: 126-458 (110 amino acids)
Biological process (GO): translational elongation; cytoplasmic translation
Cellular component (GO): cytosolic large ribosomal subunit; ribosome
Molecular function (GO): ribonucleoprotein complex binding; structural constituent of ribosome; protein kinase activator activity
Source: RefSeq, a predicted model, not a curated record